AUGGCUCUCAUUCCUGAAUAUGCAUUGAGACUGUCUUAUGACAAGUUCUCCAAAGGCAGAGCCUUAGACAGCAAUUCCUAUGCAAGUGGUUUAGUGAGGAGUGAUGUCCAGGGAAAACUUACAAGGAUAAGAGAGAAGCAGGAGAAGCCAGAUAAAGCUGUGGGCUCUGCUGAAGGGUGGCUUCAUUCUGAUCCAACAGGCAGCACUGAAGCCUGGAAUGAUACUUCAGAGGUGUCCUACCCCACAGCAACAGGCUCGGUAGACUGUUGCAUCACAUCUGCUAGCAUUGUGGUUCUGGAAUUCAGUGGAGGACAUCCAAACCUGUUAGAAGGUAUUAAAGAAACUGUGGCCUCAGAGAAGCUGGAAAUUAAGAAUGUUGUCAAUUCCCUACUCGUGGUAGAGAUGGAAUCCAAAACUCUCCACAGGGGAAGAUUUGAAGAACUGAAAACAAAGAAUAGGAGGGAGGAAACUCUGACAUGUGGGGGAAAUAUGGUCAGGUCUGUUCUGAAAAUCUUGCAUUCAACACUUGAACACUCUCACACUAGAAAUGUGCCAGAAGUUAUUGGAGAUUCGUUUUUGGUAGUAGCAGAAAUUGGAGAGUUACACAAGCCUCCAGAAGCUCUGAAUCUGUGGAAGACAGUUGCUGCCUGCACCACGAGGAUGGGCAAUCACACCACAGUGAGCACAUUCCAUGGCAAUCACACCACAGUGAGCACAUUCCAUGGCAAUCACACCACAGUGAGCACAUUCCUUGGCAAUCACACCACAGUGAGCACAUUCCUCUGAGGGUUUUCCAGUUUCCUAGACUUGCAGGGUCUUCUCUUUGUGAUGAUUUUCUUCUCCCAUGUGACCAUCCUAGCUGCAAAUGUUUCCAUAAUGGCGGCCAUCAGACUCAGUCACAGCCUUCACACCCCCAUGUACUUUUUCCUCUGUGGCCUAUCCUUUUCAGAAGCCUGUCCCACUAUGGCAAUCAUCCCCUGCAUGUUAGUGGACUUGCUCUCUGACACCAAGACCAUUUCUCUUCCUGAGUGUGCCACACAGAUGUUUUUCUUCUUUGGUUUAGCAGCCAAUAACUGCUUCAUCGUGGCUGCCAUGUCCUGUGACCGUUAUACUGCCAUUCACGACCCACUGCACUGCCCCAUCUUGAUGACCCAUAAGAUCUGCUUUCAGUUCAUCAUGGCCUCUUGGAUGGUUGGGUUCCUGGUUUCCCUGUGCAUCGUCAUCACUGUGUUCAACUUGUCUUUCUUUGACUCCAACAUCAUCCGGCACUUCUUCUGUGACAUCUCAGCUGUGGUCUGCCUUGCCUGUGACUACACCUCCCGUCAGGAAAGGGCUGUUUUUGUGCUCUCUGCCUUUGUGUUGGUGGGCAGCUUUGUCUUCAUCACGAUGUCCCGUGUCUUCCUUGUGUCCACAGUUGUGAAGAUGCCCUCUGCCCAGGGGAGGGAUAAGGCGUGCUCCUCCCACCUCACUGUGGUGUGCAUACAGUACGGAUUUGCUGGCUUUGUCUACCCGAGGCGGGACAGGGACUCGUUGCGUGAGGACAUGCCGAUGGCUGUCACAUAUGCAGUGCUGACACCUCUGCUGAACCCCAUCGUGUACAGUCUCAGAAACAAAGAGAUGCAGAUGGCCCUGAGGAAGGUACUAGGCAAGACAGAUAGGCUCAUCCCUCAGAUGGUGAAUAAGAGGACACUGGACAUUUAA
This is a messenger RNA of Neomonachus schauinslandi (Hawaiian monk seal), 1701 nucleotides long. Its product is annotated as olfactory receptor 10T2-like. Gene Ontology annotation, biological process: G protein-coupled receptor signaling pathway. The record is from RefSeq and is a predicted model, not a curated record. Gene Ontology annotation, cellular component: membrane. Gene Ontology annotation, molecular function: olfactory receptor activity. Lineage: Eukaryota; Metazoa; Chordata; Mammalia; Carnivora; Phocidae.